AUCCGGCCAAUUUUUUCCCGCAAGCACAUCAGGAAGCGGGGGGGCUGAUCACGACACUGUCGUUCCAGCUACAGCUAUGACACCCUACAGCAAUAAGGAAGCUGCAGGACAUCAAACAUAACCUGGAAAUACUGUCACAGGCAUCGAGGCGGGAUGGAAUGAGCACUGGUAAGUAUUACUUGGUGGGACUUACUGUAGUUAACGCUGAAAUAAUAGCAAAGCCCUGACGCUCAGAGAUUAGUUGACGAGCUAGAUGGCCUACCGCUUGCUCUUGUCACGGUUGGUGUCUACCUGGACCAGGCAUCGACGAGCUUUACCGACUAUCUGCAGCUGUGUAAGGCAUUGUGGCUUCGGCUGCAGCUGUCGUACGAAGACCGAGCGCUGUACUCUACAUGGAACAUCUCGCUGGAGCACGCCAAGUAGCAAAGCAAGCUGGCAACAAAGCUGCUGCAGCUGUGGGCAUGCUUGAACGACCAAGAGGUGUGGUUGGAGCUUCUUCAGGCCGGUCGAAGCGGCAUUCCUGUGUGGUUCUCAGAGUUGACAGAAGACCGACUGGACUUCAAUGAACCAGUGAGAGUGUUUUGCGGCCAUGUCGUGCUGCUUUGGCUGAUGGUCCCGACACGUCUGCUACUCAGUCAUCUGGAACUUCUUCUUCGGACGCGAAACUUUUAUGUACUACAGAGAGACCAUAGACGUAAAGUCGUUUCACAGAUUUGCCAUCAAUUGACCUUGUGGGUCGUCGUUAUCACUGUGAUGCCUAUCCAGUAUUUAGGUAGCAGACGUCAGGUGAUUGGUUUAUUUGAGCUUA
Messenger RNA from Bipolaris maydis ATCC 48331, 808 nucleotides. RefSeq lists its product as uncharacterized. The record is from RefSeq and is a predicted model, not a curated record. Lineage: Eukaryota; Fungi; Ascomycota; Dothideomycetes; Pleosporales; Pleosporaceae.